UUGGCAUUCAUUCAUUACUGAUCUUCUUCACUAGUUGGCAUAUGGCUCUUCUCACAAUAACAUCUUGUCCAUUCACAUCUUCUUCUAGCUCUGAGUUCAGUUUCCUAAACAAUGGGAGGAGGUUAUCCGUUGUGGGUAAGCGGCCAAUAGUGCCUUGUAUUCAUAGGAAAACAUCUUCACCUUUGGCAUGCAUCAAAAACAUUGAUGAAGAGACGAAGGCUAGUGAAGUGGUACCAAUAGAUACUUUAGGAGCAAAGAGCUUUCCUUAUGGUUUCACCUUUGGGGCUGGCUCAGCAGCUUAUCAGGUGGAAGGAGGAAUUGAUGAGAGGGGGCUGAGCUUGUGGGAUACUUUUGUUCGUGAGCACCCAGAAAAAAUUGCUGACCAUAGUACUGGUGAUGUAGCUUGUGAUGAAUAUCACAAAUUUAAGGAAGAUGUUAAACUAUUAAAAGAUGCAGGCAUGGAUUCCUACAGGUUCUCCAUCUCUUGGCCAAGGAUUCUACCUAAGGGAACACGAACGGGUGGCAUAAAUUAUGUGGGAAUCGAAUAUUACAACAAUCUUAUCAAUGAAUUACUACGUAAUGGAAUUAAACCUUUUGUGACAUUAUUCCAUUGGGAUGUUCCACUAGAACUUGAAAAGGAGUAUGGAGGCUUUCUUAAUUUAAAAAUCGUGGAGGACUUCAAGGACUAUUGUGACGUUUGUUUUUCUGAAUUCGGGGAUAGAGUAAAGCAUUGGGUUACAUUAAACGAGCCAUAUAUCUUUAGUACCAUGGGAUAUGACUCUGGCAGGAUGGCACCCGGGAGAAGCUCGAACUCUGGUGGUGAUUCGGCAAAAGAACCAUAUACAGUUUCUCACCAUCUUAUUCUUGCUCACGCAAAUGCUGUUAAGCUCUAUAGAGAGAAAUUUCAGGAUAAUCAAGGAGGAGAAGUGGGAAUUACAUUGCAAUGUCAUUGGAUGAAACCACUUACAAAUUCAAGCGACAAUGUUCAAGCAGCGGAGAGAAGUUUAGACUUCAUGCUUGGAUGGUUUAUGAAUCCGAUUGUCAAUGGGGAUUAUCCAUUCAUAAUGAAAGCUUUGGUUAAGGAUAGACUUCCUUGUUUCACAGAUGAAGAUUCAAAGAUGAUCAAGGGUUCAUAUGAUUUUAUUGGAAUUAACUACUACACUACAAGAUAUGCAAGUAGCCUUCCAAUCUCACCAUCCGAUAAGCCCAAAAAUAUUGAUUCAGACACAUACGUUGAACUUAGCGUAAAAAAUUUGGAUGGCGAAUUAAUCGGAGAACAGACACCAAAUAAAUGGAUUUAUGUCUACCCUGACGGAAUCAGAGAUCUGUUAUUGUAUACAAAAAACAAGUACAAUGAUCCUGUAAUCUAUGUCACUGAAAAUGGAAUUGCUCAGUAUGACGAUGGGAAACUCUCAGUGCAAGAAGCUUUGAAUGAUGAGGAAAGAAUUAAAUACCAUGCUCUUCACUUGAGUAAACUUGAAGAAGCCAUUAGGUUGGGGGUGAAAGUGAAGGGUUACUUUGCAUGGGCUCUUAUGGACAACUUUGAAUGGAGUAGCGGCUACACCAUAAGGUUUGGGCUGACUUAUAUUGACUAUAAAGACGGAUUAAAGAGAUACCCAAAAGCUUCUCUCCAGUGGUUCUCUAAGUUUCUCAAGUCCUAGUUCUUAUAUAAUUAGUCAAAAGUCCUAUAAAUAUAUAUAUAUAUGCUGUGGCAUGUCAAUAAGGAUUACUGGAAAGAUCUUAUGAUGUUUGCAUCUCGAUGUACUUGAUAAAUAUAUUCUUCUCAUGGGUAUUAAUGGGAAGCUUUUAUGAUGAAAA
Molecule: messenger RNA, 1818 nt
Organism: Dioscorea cayenensis subsp. rotundata (Guinea yam)
Lineage: Eukaryota; Viridiplantae; Streptophyta; Magnoliopsida; Dioscoreales; Dioscoreaceae
Product: beta-glucosidase 13-like
Exons: 13
Coding region: 42-1661 (539 amino acids)
Biological process (GO): carbohydrate metabolic process
Molecular function (GO): beta-glucosidase activity
Source: RefSeq, a predicted model, not a curated record